Scheffersomyces stipitis CBS 6054 is the source of this 861-nucleotide messenger RNA. RefSeq lists its product as uncharacterized. The record is from RefSeq and is a predicted model, not a curated record. The coding region runs from base 1 to 861 and encodes 286 amino acids. Lineage: Eukaryota; Fungi; Ascomycota; Pichiomycetes; Serinales; Debaryomycetaceae. The transcript is spliced from 2 exons.
AUGGUGUUCAAGUUUACCAUAGACAACGUAUUGAACAAAUAUGUUCCGGCUAAUCGGCUCAACCGUCUUCCGCCAUGGAUUGGCCGGUUCCUUGGAGCUCAUCAGGCCCCUCCCAGACAUGACUACUAUAUUUGGCUCGAAACUCUCAUUGGUACCUUUUGUGGUCUCUCGCUAAUAGAGGGAAUCUUCAAGAGUCAUACAGCUUUCACAAGCCAUAAUGCUCCUAUGAUAAUUGCUAGUUAUGGAGCGCUGGCAAUUCUCUGCUUCAAUGCUUCGCAGGCUCCUUUGGCCCAGCCUAGAAGCGUCUUUAUGGGUCAUUUUUUGUCGUCAUUGGUAGGUAUUUGUAUCCAGAAGUUGUUUCUGUUGAGUGCUGGUGGCCGGGAGCACUACUGGGCUAGCGGUUCACUCAGUGUAGCUGUUGCUUCUGUCCUCAUGUCGAUCUGCAACUGUGUGCAUCCUCCAGCAGGUGCCUCAGCACUCUUGCCCUCUCUUGACGAUCAGAUUCGAAGCAUGAGCUGGUGGUAUUUGCCAGUGCAGAUCAUAUCGUCGUUGUUGAUUAUAACCGUCGCAUUAAUCACGGGAAAUAUUGUGAGGUCGUAUCCCGUUUACUGGUGGACUCCUGCUCCUCUACCAGUACCCAAGCCAACGCUGACUCCACUAGAGAAAUCAGAGAUGGAGACUACAGCCGAUGCCCCAAGUUCCAGUAUCACCUAUGUUCCCCUGUUGGCAACGAUCCAGAUUGCGCACGAUUCGGUGUUGGUGCCAGAGGAACUUGAUCUUAUGGAGGUGGAAGUAGAAUGGCUCGAUUCGCUCCGGAUGAAAUUGCAAAGACUCCAUGCCACCCCAUCGCAACAAGUGUGA